AUGGCAAUUGGAAAAUCCAAGAACCAAGCUUUUGGGUAUGUGAAGAGCAAGAUAAGCAACAAGCUGCAAGGAUGGAAACAAAAAUUGCUAAGCUCAGGAGGGAAAGGAGUGCUGAUCAAAGUUGUUAUCAUGGCAAUUCCAAACUAUACAAUGUCCUGCUUCAAACUUCCUAAAAGCCUGUGUAAGGAUAUUAGCUCAAGAAUAGCAAAGUAUUGGUGGGAAAAUGGUGAAAAGGAGAACAAAGUGUAUUGGCCCACUUGGAAGAAACUGAUAGAGGUGAAAGGCAAAGGAGGGAUUGGUUUCAGAGACUUGGAAGCACUUAAUAUAGCUCUGCUUGCAAAACAAAUUUGGAGGUUCAUCAUAGCUCCAAAUUUGUUAGUAAGCAAAGUUAUCAAGUCUAAGUACAUGAGAGAUCACUGGAUGGAUAAGAAACCCCCUAACUCAGCUUCUUGGACCUAG
Messenger RNA from Coffea arabica (coffee), 459 nucleotides. RefSeq lists its product as uncharacterized. NCBI's taxonomy places the organism in Eukaryota, Viridiplantae, Streptophyta, Magnoliopsida, Gentianales, Rubiaceae. The record is from RefSeq and is a predicted model, not a curated record.